Molecule: messenger RNA, 1404 nt
Organism: Colletotrichum lupini
Lineage: Eukaryota; Fungi; Ascomycota; Sordariomycetes; Glomerellales; Glomerellaceae
Exons: 12
Coding region: 1-1404 (467 amino acids)
Source: RefSeq, a predicted model, not a curated record
AUGCAGGUCUGCAGACUAAAUGUCAAUCUCGUCAAUCACCCCCAACGGUGGGCCGCCGUCUCGUCUCAUCUUGCUGAGGUGACGGGCGGCUCCCAUGACUGCCCGCUGCCCUGGAAAAAGGUCUCCCUCUUUUUGGCGGUGACGCAUCGCCAGAGGGGCUGCCCUGCCCUGAACGUGUUCCUGCCCCCUGUCACACCGGCCUUUCUCACCGUCUCCAUCCACUCUCAGUUUUCCCCAUACACUACUGCACAGAACGGAGCGGAGACGGAGACGGAGGGAUUUGCCCACCAGCCAACAGGACACCUGUGCUCUCACUCUCACUCUCAUUCCCUCACUCACUCUCUGGCGAACUCACCUCACCCAGAUGAAGCGUUCGGCAGCUCCGUCUCUUCCAAUCCAACCCUUGUCCUCCUCUUCCUGUUACGGUUCAAUCUCAACCCGUCAGGGAAAUUGCAAAGCUCACCGCUCAAACACCACCUACUUGACACCAAACCAGUCAACCGCUCCCAUCUCGUGCCGUCCAUCUUCAGACGACACCCAAUCAACCAGUUACAGAGCCAAUAUAAAGUUGCGACUCCCUCCCUCUUAGACCUCUCCUCCCUGAUGCAUCGCAUCAUGUCACGGUGUCUACAGAAAACCUCAAACCCGGGUGGCCUGUUUAAACUGUCCACUUCUGCAAGUGAGCAAUCAUGUCUCGUCUCAACUCCCGAGUCCCCUUUCACCAAGCGGCUCUUUGUUCCCACGUUGGGGGGAGUUCCCCGGUUCGCCGUGGACAAAAACUCUCUUUUGGCUCUUGUGAGUCUUGUCCUUUCACCCAAACUUGACAACUUACAAGCAGCAUUGCGCGGACAAGGCGCCGCCCCAGAAGCCGCCGGCCGUGGCUCAGCUUCCGUAGAACACCAAAUUGUUCGCCUUAAUCUUAAUUUUCCUGGGCGCGCAAACACGAUUACACAUUACACCUACAUCAUUGGCGUCGUCGUUCUGCAGAGUCCAACCGGGGCCAGAGGCUCCGUCGACGUUGCUUCAGAUGCAGCCUAUUGCUGCCGCAGCCCAUUCACCGUCGCAUUUCGUUCCGAAAUCCGCAGCAUCGAGCAGCAAUUAUCAUCGCAUUGCCUGAUCUCACCUAACCACUCCGACGUAGGCGUCCUGCUGCGCCCCGAUGAGCUCUCUGAGCUUACCUCACCUUGUAACAGAUUAUCUACGAUCAAGGCAGAGCAAGGGGGGCGCUUCAAGGGGUCCAGCGGGGCGCAACGAAACCCUCCUCCCAUCUCCAUUCGAAAUCGACCAUCUUGCAGCAGGACAAGGGCAUGCGUGGCGUGGGCCAAGGGGAAAAUGGACACUCUUCACUUCAAGGAAGUCGAAGACGGUAUGGCCCAGGGGGAUAAGGGGGGGCGGGCGGGCUGA